This is a messenger RNA of Lagopus leucura (white-tailed ptarmigan), 3812 nucleotides long. RefSeq names its product cilia and flagella associated protein 92 (putative) (gene CFAP92). The record is from RefSeq and is a predicted model, not a curated record. The transcript is spliced from 18 exons. Bases 97 to 3540 code for a protein of 1147 amino acids. NCBI's taxonomy places the organism in Eukaryota, Metazoa, Chordata, Aves, Galliformes, Phasianidae.
GUCCCUAUCUGUCAUGGUUGGCAGUGGAGGCAAGAGGCAAGAAGUAUCUCACUUGACAUUCCUACCUACCUGUGGCCUUCUAAAGAGCAAAAGCAGAUGACAACCAGUCCUCCUAAUAGGCGAGGAAAGGGAGCUCCAACUGAUGAACUAAGAACGAAGCGUUGCUAUCACAUUGAAUACUUCCUUUUACCAGAUGAUCUCGUGCCUAGAAAAAUGGAUUUGAUGGUGUUUGGGACGGUAGCAAAGCUAUUUGCAGAGUCUGAUUCCAAGACUAUUGUGCCAUGGCUUGAAAAUGACCAGAUGUGGAUCUCGUGGAACCAUAAUACAAAUGUCAAUGUCACUAAUGAAUUUCUAAUAAAAUUAAGAGAUCAUAAAAUAACCUUAAAACUUUGGGACACCAAGGACAAGGUUUUCUCAGAAGCAAGGCUUAGUAAACCAGAUGCUUCCUCAACAGAAAGAGAUGCAGAGUCAGUUGGUGGAGUAAAACACACAGUACUGCUGCAAAGAAAAUUGUUUGAAGGGAAUCAGCCAGCACCCAGCUGUACAAAAAUUAGAGAAGCAAAGGAAUCCAAGGCACAGAAAAAGUCUUCAGCCCUUCCAGUCAAAGAAGAAACUGAUCAGAGAGAACUAGGAACUUCAAGUUAUAAUGUACUACAUCCUUCAGAGGCAGAUGACUUCCUUACAGUAAGAAACAGAUUUGAGGGUAAGGCCCAACUUCUGAAGCAGAAAGCAGUUGCUGCUCCUUUGCAUAAUACAACUUCAGAAGAAACUGAGAAAACAGCCAACAAUGUGGGAAUUCUGAUGUGUCAAACAGACAAGACAGCUACCUUGAAUGGUAGAAAGGAUCCUGGUGCUAAAAAGGACAUGGGUACUACUAGGGCAAACAUUGCUUUGCUGCAGUUGGAUCUCAUGCCUCUCCUCUCAGGAGAAAACUCAGUGAUCAGUCGACUGGAAGAAAACAGUCCUAUUCUUUCAGAUGCUUAUGUGUCUUUCACUGUAGAAACACCUCUUCUGUCUGAAAGACAAAGGCAUGAAUUAAAUCCACUGGUUAUAAAGAUUUAUUCAGCUACCAGCCUCCCAAACACACCUAUACCAAUAGAAGAGCUACAGAGACUGUGUGUUCCUACCUAUUGCAAAUACAAAUUUCACAAUUUUCCAGCUCAUCAGACUCAUGGACGAAUCCAUGGAACUCAUGUCUACUUUAAGGAUGUUAAUGUAUUUUUAACAGGAACAAUGAAACCUGGGGAGUUAGAAAGGUAUCUUAGAGGUCCACCUUUGGAGAUUGAAGUUCAUGAUCGGGAUAGAAGGAUUGAAGACAACAAAAAAAAGCCAUAUUUAUUUGGGGAGGCUCAAGCUGAUGAAAAUCUGGGAGAGGUGAGGCCCCUUGCUUGCAAAUCCACAAUAUGUAAUUCUUCUACAGAGAAUGAAACGUGGCAUCCACAUGGGGUAGCUAAAGUAAGUCUAACUGAUCUAUUGUUGGGUAAAAAGUACGUGACUAUUAGUGCACCCAUUCGUAGCUGUUCAACUCCAAAUACAUCUGCUUUCGAUAAAGAGGAUAAAAGUAAGAAGAUAAGGAAGAAGCAUCCACAGAUUCUGUUACCUAUGGGACAUUAUCUACAAUCAGACUCACUUUUGAAAGUGAGAGUGGAAAUAGCAGUGCCAUUGAGAAUGCAUGCAGAAAGUGAUGAUGCUCAAGUGGCAGAUUGCCCAUACAGUUGUAUAAUUUACAUUUUUGACUACAGUAAUUCAUCUUUAUUACGUGAUUUGGUGGAAGAGAUUACAGAAAUCAAUGCUAAAGCCCUUCAGCUGGACUGUUAUCCUCCACACGUAAUCAGAAUGACUCUUGAUACAUUAAAACUGAAAAGCACACUAGAGAAGGCUUCUGAAUUAGAUAUUGUUACUGGCUAUCACCUACUGGAUGGAGCUUCUCAUCUCUUUGUCUUGGAGGGAUUAAAAGACAAAGCCAUCAGGAGACUCUGGGAUAGGCACUUUGAAAGAGCUUACAGACGUGAAGAUGGACAACUGGAAAUACUGUAUGAUUCACAGCUGUCUUUCAGUCAGCGCCUGUAUACAGACCUGGAAGCAAUCUUUUAUCAUUUCCACCUCUGUAAGCCCCUCUUCAGUAUAGCAAAACAGCCUCUGCUUUAUGUCAGAGGAGCAGUUCCUUGGGCAUGUUUCCAAGCCUUGUCCAGGCUCAGUUACCUCUGUCACAGUAAGAGGUUGAGGGAUGUUAUUCAGGGGGAGCUGCUGCCCUCGGCAGAAAUGAUCACAGCAUUGAGUCGAGAGUAUGGAGCUCCAUUAACUGAUGAGGAUCUCUUCACUCAGAAGCCUCCUUUACUCUCAUUUUCCUCUGACUAUGCGCCACCAGGAGAUGUUAGCAGAGAGAAAAAGACAGGAUAUUCUUCAUUAGAUGACUACAGUGAAAAAUACGUGCAGUGGAAGAAGGAAGUAGCAGACAAAAAGUCUUUUGAGAGAAACCAUGUUAGGGCUAACAUUGAUGCUGUGUGCCAGCUUAAAGGAAAGAUGAAGAAGCUGAAGUUUGAAGCUUUCAGAAUUUCUCCUGCUGAUGGCAAAUCUGUUUACAAUUAUAGCUCUCAGAGCCUGAAUUCUGCAGAACUUGCAAAGGAGCAUCUUCGCCGGGAAAUGGCAAAGGAGCCAAAAACAAGGUUCACUUACUGUCACGAGUACCUUUCAGCCAUGUUUGACCCAGUUGAUGUGGUUACUGCCUGUAAGGAGUCCUUUGCAAAAUCCAGGAGUAUGUGGCUGUCGCCAGAUGGAUUUGUAUUUCCUGGGCUUAAGAGCAGCAUUGAAAGCAACCUGCACCCUCAGAUGCCUGAUGAGGCACGUGUGGAGGAGUUACAAGAGAAAUGGCAGGAGAAUGCUCUGUAUGCUAACAUGGAGCCGGUGCUGCCACGGGGCAGAUGGAGCUGGGACAAACGGCAUGUUGACUUCGAGCUCUACAAGAAGCCACCUGAACCCCCCCUGACAACAGCCUCACUGUCAGCUGCUACUCGUUUUGUGCAAAAUGCAUUUGAUGAUACCAAGCUGAAAGUUCACCGGUGCUCCGCAGCAGCUGAGUUACGCACACGUGGGCCAGGAGCCAGUUCUCAGCUACAGAAGCUGCAAGGGCUUCUGAAAGAUGAGCCUCAGAAAUUCUCACUCAGGAAGCCAGGACUAGUUCUGCAGCCUAUCCCAGCCCUGUCAGUGUUACAGAACAGCUCAGAUGUCCUGCCAAGAAAGAAGAGUGUUUGUAGUGGCUUUGUACCAGGCCUUCAACACUGCCACAGCCUGAAGUGGAACGAGAACAUUAUUAUUCCCUGUCACAACAGAGAGCAUAAGAAGUUUGAAAACAAAAGGCGCAGAUUUCAAGUAAGUUUACUUGGCUCUAAACAAUCAGUUUACAAGAGUGAGCAAGCAGCAAGCAGAAGCACUACUACCUGUACACAAUGGAAAGACCCUCUCCAGAAUGAUAUUCUGGAUGCAGGUAACUCAGUGAGUACAGAGAAUGUGUCACAGGACAGAAGUGAUGUGCUGAGCUGAUGGGUAACUAGAUUAUAUUUGGGGUUCCCAGGAGAGUAAAUGUGUACCUUGUCAUCAUAUCUGAAUAAUGUUCAUGAAAAUUCUGUUGUCCGUGACAUCACCAUCCUGGACAAGGCAAUGACAAUUGUAGUUGGCCCUGCUGGCCACAGUGCUUUGAACAAAAUCAGCUCCUGAGGUCCUUUCCAAACUAAAGGGUCCUCAUCCUUCAAGUCUUUCAGUGCUUCUCUGAAGGCCCGUAAGUCAUGGAUUUAAGCUUAAAGAACCACAUCCUC